AUGAGGAAAUGGCAGUCUCAGAUAGCUUCUAUUACUGAGGAACAAAAAAAAACUAAGCCAGAGGAAUUGGGGCUUCUGGAAGAAAUACAGUUUUGGCAUGAAUGGUCAAUAGCACUGCGCGUUCUGGAUGAGCAGUUGAAUGGAUUUGCAGUGAAGAAAAUCAUUGAUGUUUUGAUGCUGGUUGACCCUGCUACAGUUCAGAAGUUUAAUUUAAGUUGGGAUAUGCUUAAAAAAUAUCAAAUGAAUGCUGCAGAUAAUUUCAAAUUUUUAGUAAUUCUGAAGCACCCUUUUAAGAAUAUUGAUUCUGGAUCUGGAUUCUUUGGCAUUCAUGAUAUCAUUCCACAAAUAAUGAACAGGUUAAAAAUUAUCUGGAUAAUUUCAAACCACUAUAAUGAUCAUGAACGAAUGAUGUCUAUCAUGAUGCGGAUUGAAGGAAAACUGUUAAACAGCGUUGCCAGAGUGACCGAUAUUCAUGCAUUAUUCAAGCAAAACAGAAAAACUGCAAUGACCAUACUUCUACAGGGCAAACGCAUUUUAGAUGGAUGGAAAGCCUCUUAUUUAAAAGUGUGUGGGGAAAUUGAAAAUGCUCAUAGAUACUCGCUAUGGACAUUUGACAGGCAACAACUGUUUGAACGGACAGAUUACAUGGCAUUAAUUUGCCUGGAUCUGCACAAUAUACUACAGACCCAUGAACAACUUUAUAGCACAUUUAAUGCAAGCUUAAGGAAAUUGAUUGGAAAACCAAAGAGACUAAAUGAAUUGUCACUCUGGAUUGAGAGACUCAUCAAGCCCAUUGAAGAAUUAAACUUUGAUCCAUUUAAGCUUCAAGAAAAGAAUUCAUGGGAAAAAGUUAUGGAGAAGUUUGAAAAUGAAGUUAAGGCAUGUACAAUUUUACUGAUCAGCUGGAUUCCAACAUUUUUGGAAUUGCAUUUUAGCUGUAGCCUUAAACCUGAAUUGGAUUAA
This is a messenger RNA of Erpetoichthys calabaricus (reedfish), 963 nucleotides long. Its product is annotated as dynein axonemal heavy chain 10-like. Lineage: Eukaryota; Metazoa; Chordata; Cladistia; Polypteriformes; Polypteridae. The transcript is spliced from 5 exons. The record is from RefSeq and is a predicted model, not a curated record. The coding region runs from base 1 to 963 and encodes 320 amino acids.